Alternaria incomplexa is the source of this 1365-nucleotide messenger RNA. RefSeq lists its product as uncharacterized. The record is from RefSeq and is a predicted model, not a curated record. Bases 1 to 1365 code for a protein of 454 amino acids. Lineage: Eukaryota; Fungi; Ascomycota; Dothideomycetes; Pleosporales; Pleosporaceae. Gene Ontology annotation, cellular component: membrane. The transcript has 3 exons.
AUGGGCUCUUGCGGAGGGAAAUGCGGUAACAGCAUCGCCACCCGUAUCGCAUACGCGCUCAUCCUCCUCAUCAACUCGAUUGUCUCAUGGAUCAUGCUCACCGACUGGGCCAUGAAGAAGCUUGCCCACCUCACGCUGGAUUACGUCGACAUCAAGUGCCACGGCGAACAAUGCUACGGAUACGUUGCAGUGCAGCGCAUCAACUUCGCCCUCGGUUUCUUCCACGUCCUCAUGGCGCUUAUGCUCAUCGGAGUACGGUCUUCCAAGGACGGUCGCGCCACCAUACAGAACGGCUUUUGGGCUCCCAAGAUCAUGGGCUGGAUCGGCAUGAUUGUCCUGACCUUCUUUGUCCCGAACUCGUUCUUCAUCGUCUGGGGCAACUACUUCGCCAUGGUCGGCGCGUGUCUGUUCCUACUCAUCGGUCUCAUCCUGCUCGUGGAUCUGGCGCACAACUGGGCCGAGUACUGCCAGGAGAAGAUCGAAACCACCGAGUCGCGCGUCUGGACAGGCAUGCUCGUGGGUAGUGCCAUGUCCAUGUACCUAGCGUCAAUCGCCAUGACCAUUGUCAUGUACAUCUUCUUUGCAAAGAGUGGAUGCGGCAUGAACCAGGCAGCCAUUACCAUCAACUUGAUUCUGCUCCUAAUUUCAUCCGUCGCCUCGAUCCACCCCGCAGUACAGGACGUAAACCCCCGAGCUGGUCUCGCCCAAUCCGCCAUCGUAGCCGUUUACUGCACUUACCUCACUCUGUCUGCCGUGGGCAUGGAACCCGAUGACCAUCAAUGCAACCCCCUCAUUCGCGCCCGUGGAACUCGUAAGGCGACCAUCAUCAUCGGCGCCAUUGUCACAUUUGUCACAGUUGCCUACACCACCACCCGCGCAGCAACAUACGGCCUCGCUCUGGGCGCCCAAGGCAAUCCUCACGGAAACGGCUACGCUCAGGUUGGCACCGAAGACUACGAACAUGGCCUGGUCACACAGCAACCCGAGUCCCGUCGCGACAUGCGCCAAGCUGCCCUACGCGCCGCCGUAGAGUCUGGCUCUCUCCCCGCCUCUGCACUCGACGACUCUGACAGCGAGGACGAAGACGAUGAGCCCUCCAGCAAGAAGAACCCGCGCGAUGACGAGCGCAACGCGACGCAGUACAACUACACCCUCUUCCACAUCAUCUUCUUCCUCAGCACAACAUGGGUUGCCACUCUCCUCACCACAAACUUUGACGAGAAGGAUGUAUCCGGUAGCUUCGUUCCUGUCGGCCGGACGUACUGGGCCAGUUGGGCAAAGAUUAUCAGUGCAUGGGUGUGCUACGGCAUUUACACAUGGACACUGGUUGCUCCUCUUGUGCUGCCAGAUCGAUUUGACUACUGA